AUGAAGGAGCCGGCCGCCGCAGUCGCCGGAGGUGCUGGGGCCUCCCCGCUGCUCAAGGCCGUCGUCGAGAAGGCCGCCGCACAGGAGGAGGAGAAGAAGGAGGGCGAGGAGGAGCAGACUUCGCUCUCCACGAGCACCGACGAGCUGGACAUACUUAAGCGUCGCCCGCGCAAGGACAAGAUCGUGUACAACACGGAGGAGAAGAAGAAUGAGGAGCCCACCGAGGAGGUGAUCGAAUCGCUCAUUCCCCAAGUCGACAUCAGCACCGUGCCCGUGACCGGAAGCAGUGAAAGCGUCCCCGUGAUCGCCGUUGCUGCGCCCCUGGAUGACGCGCCCGCCGCCAGUCCUGUGCUGGCGCCUAAGGUCCUCCAGGCGCUGGGCGUCGAGACGAGCACUCUGAGAAAGAGGAGCAGCACCGCGCCUCCACCGCGCACGUCGGAGGAGGCGAUGGCGGACGUCGAGGUUGACGUCGACGUCGAGGUCUCCGUGCAGGACCGACAGCUGGCCACGGAGGGCGCCUUCGGCGAAGGGUCCGAAGUCAGGCGGCGCAGCGCCACGGACGGCAUGUCUCUGACCCAGUUCCUCGAUGUCGCCUCCAAGGACGUCCAACAGCUGCAAUCGGUUACCAAGAGCCGAGCUAUUCCCAAGGCCGGGUCGAGGAAGAAGCCCACCAGGAGGAGGAGCAGCUUCGCAAGCCCGGGCAGGGCUGCCCUGCUCAGGGCCGAACGGCCGUACAACAGCAUGAACAUCGAGUCCGUCACUGAGGUCGAGGGCUCCUCUUCAGCGUCGGAGGGGUCUGCUUCGGCGGAGGUGAGCUCGGUUUCAGAGGAACGGCGGUCCGAGCAGCCGGACUCGCCGCAGCUGGACUCACCGCAGCCGGAUGCCGAGAGUCGGCCCGCGCGCGACCUGGCCAAAGCCACGCUCAGGAACUCCGGCAUGUUCGCCCUGUCGGCGGACGAUCUGGCCAAGGCGCAGCUCAAGAAGAAGAAGCCCGUCGACGAACAGCAGAAGUCCAGGACUCUCACCCAGGAGGACACGGUGAACAUGCUGGCGCGGCUGAAGAAGAGCAGCUCGGCGAUCGCGCCCAGUCGCCAGGAGAAGGAGGACGAAGCUUCGCCCUCUCCCUUCGGGUCGACGCUGAAGAAGGUGGUGAAGCCGCCCGGCCCCAACAACAGCGAACCCGCUGCCGCUGCCGCUGCGCCGGCCUUCCUGGGCGCUCUCAAGAAGUCAGCGUCGGCCUCCGCCGCGAUCACAACCGAAGGGAAGAAAGACGAGCCCGUCUCGCCCUUUGCGCAUCUCAAGAAGAAGAGCGCCGCGGCGGCUCCGGCGGCGGCCAGCAACACCCCGGCCUGGGCCAAGAACCUCAAGAAGAACAGUACAGACUCUGCGCCUACGACGGCUGCGGCCGCCAAAGAGGAGGAGAAGCCCAAGGAGGCCGCGCCCGCUGCAGCGGCUCCGGCUGCGGCCAGCAACACCCCAGCCUGGGCCAAGAACCUCAAGAAGAACACCGAAGCGGCAAAGGAGGAGGAGAAGCCGAAGGAGGCCGCCCCGGCGCCUGCGACCAACUCGCCCUCAUGGGCCAAGAGGAAACCCGCCGCCGAGCCUGCGCCUGCGCCUGUGGAGGAGAAGCCCAAGGAGACGACCCCCGCAGCAGCUGCUGCUGCUGCACCGGCCGCGGCUGCGAGUAACACCCCUCCGUGGGCCAAGAACCUCAAGAAGUCCACCGCGGCUGCUGCGACCGAGCCCGCCAAGGCGGAAGAGAAGAAGGAGCCCACCGCGGCUGCAGCUGCAGCGGCGCCCGCGACCAACUCGCCGGCGUGGGCCAAGAAGAAGCCCGCCGAGGCUGCACCGGCGGCUGCUGCUGCGCCGGCAGCGAAGGAGGCCGAAAGCAAUACCCCGGCGUGGGCCAAGAACCUCAAGAAGUCUACUGCAGCGGCGCCAGCGGCCGAGGAGGAGAAGCCCAAAGCGCCAGCGCCAGCGCCAGCGCCAGCGGCCGCGGGAACGCCAGCCUGGGCGCGCAAGAACAGCGCGGCCAAGGAGGAGGAGAAGCCGGCACCACCCUCGCCUGCUGUUGCCCCCGCGGCCGCCGAAACUGGAGCUGGCGGCUCGGUGAGCGCCGCGGCCGCGAUGUUUGGCGGUCGAGGAAGGGGAGGCUCGGCUGUUGGCAGAGGAGGCAAGUUCAGCUGA
Acanthamoeba castellanii str. Neff is the source of this 2187-nucleotide messenger RNA. RefSeq lists its product as uncharacterized. The record is from RefSeq and is a predicted model, not a curated record. The transcript is spliced from 13 exons. The coding region runs from base 1 to 2187 and encodes 728 amino acids. NCBI's taxonomy places the organism in Eukaryota, Discosea, Longamoebia, Acanthamoebidae.